AGAGAAAACACUCAGACUCUCUCUCUCUCUCUCUCUCUCCAAGGAAACAACGACUUUGCUUUCUCAUAUAUAUUUUUUCUUUCUUUCUCUCAAGGCCUCUUCGAAAUCAGCCUUCGUGGUCAUGAAAGCUUAGCUUCUAUAAAACCCAGGCUUGCUCUUUCACGUGGGUUUCGGCCUCAAAUUUCGUUUCUUUGUCCAUGGAGAUGGAUUCAGUUGAAGGAAAUCACCACGGGGAUUUCAAUGAGGAUGAAUUUGCUGAGAAUUCAUUUUCUCCAGAAGCUUCUGAUAGAUCUGGUGUACUUGGUGACCCUGAGAUACUUCCUAGAGUUGGAGAUGAGUACCAGGUUGAAGUUCCCUCUCUAAUAGCCGUUUCAGACUAUCUCUGGCUUUUAAAGAACCCAACUGUUGCAGAAAGUGCUACUGGCGGUUCCUAUGGUUUAAUAGCGGGGUUGCCCAUACCAGUAAUGUGGAUCAAUGAGGGAGUUGAUGGCAAAAAGCAUGAACCAGAGACUGCUUUUCAUGAUGCAGUUUAUGUAUCCAAUAAAAAUGAGUCGCUGAAAUCUGAACAUGUCAGAGAGACCCUGAUUGUUUCAGCAAGUGACAACAUAAAAUGCAAAGUUGAGCCAAUGGAUGUUAAGUUCGAUCAUGGGGUAAUAUCAGGUGAGUCAACAAAGUUUGUUUUGAAGGAAGAAGUGAUAACUGAAAUGCAUCAGAACGAUAUUGGAAGAGGGUAUCCGGUUCCUGGUUCCGCUGGUGACAACUGGAGUGACAUAGAAGAAGCCAGCUUUCUUCUUGGUUUAUAUAUCUUUGGAAAGAACCUCAUUCUGGUGAAGAAAUUUGUUGGGAGUAAAAAGAUGGGCGAUAUAUUAUCGUUCUACUAUGGGAAAUUUUACAGGUCUGACAGAUACAGGAGAUGGUCAGAAUGCCAGAAAAGAAGGAGUAGAAAAUGUAUAUUUGGACACAGAAUAUUUACAGGGUCAAGGCAACAGGAGCUGUUAUCUCGUUUGCUUCCUGAUGUGUCAGUAGAAUGCCAAAAUACUUUGCUUGAGGUAUCGAAGACAUUUGGGGAAGGAAAAAUUUUACUAGAAGAGUAUGUAUUCAUUUUAAAGGCUAGAUUUGGAUUGAAUGCUCUUGUGGAGGCAGUGGGAAUCGGUAAAGGGAAGCGAGAUCUCACAGGCAUUGCCACAGAGACUUUAAAGUCCAAUCAGGCUGUUCCUGUUCGCCCAGAAAUACCAAUUGGCAAAGCAUGCUCCACACUUACACCAUUGGAAAUAGUCAACUUUCUAACAGGGGACUUCCGGCUAAGCAAAGCCCGAUCAAGUGAUCUAUUUUGGGAAGCUGUCUGGCCUCGCUUGCUUGCAAGAGGGUGGCACUCUGAGCAGCCUAGCCAUGGUUUUUCCACUGGUUCCAAGCAUUCAUUGGUCUUUCUAAUCCCUGGGAUUAAGAAGUUCUCAAGAAGGAAACUGGUGAAGGGAAGCCACUAUUUUGAUUCUGUAACCGACGUCCUGAGUAAAGUUGCUUCAGACCCCGAGCUUCUUGAGCUUGAUAUGGGAGCAAAUAAAAGUUCCGGAAGCAAGGAUGAAAAUGGGUGGACAGAUGAAACAAAGCUGGAUGAAGAAGAUUUCCCUAAUCAGCAACGCCACUGUUAUCUGAAGCCUCGUACUCCAAAACGUAAUGGAGAUGUUGUGAAGUUUACGGUUGUGGAUACAAGUCUGUCUAAUGGGAAGACAUCUAAGGUGAGGGAACUGCGAAGCUUACCAUUUGAAUUGAACACUCCCACCUCCAGUAGUGAUUCUGAAGAUGAUGAUGGGGAUGCUUCUGAGUCAACAGAUAAAUCCAUUUCUGCUGAUAACUUGUGUUCGCAUAGGGAUGAAGUCAAUGUUCCCAAGGCCAUAAAGAUCCGCUUGGGUAGAAAAGAUGACAAAUAUUUUGAAUAUGAUACUUCAAAGUGGGAGCAUCAAGUUUUUGUCCAAGGUGCAAAUAUUCCCGAGGAUGAUAACGUAGGUUUGUGCAAUGACAUGCAACCUAGAAAAGCCAUGAAGUGCCAAAAGAGCCGGAAAAUGGUGUCUCAAAAUAAAAAUCAUGUUGCCCCCGUUUCAAAACGACGUCGAUUAGCUGCUUGUAGUCGAGCAGAGACCACACGCAGCAUGGACCACGUCUUGCAAGGUCGCUUAUUACAACAAGAUGCAUGCAGCUCUGGAGGCCAUCUUGAACUUAGUGAGAAAACUCCCUCUCAAAUGGACCCAUCUGAAGAGAAGUUAUCAUCCACCAGUACUUCAUCUAGAGGUGGCAGCCCAGUCUUUAGUUGUGAAGGCAUUCCUGGCCGCAACAAUUUGCAUGUGGAACAACCUCAUGAGAUUCCUCAGCCCCGUACACUGAUUGACUUGAACAUCCCCAUUUCUCUAGAUGCUGAAACUGAUGAACCUUUCACAAUGAUAGAAAGACAAGAUGAUCAAACAAGCCAGGAACUGGAUGAACCCCAUUCAGUGAUAUCCUCCGAAUGUAGGGGUACUUCUGAACAGCAGCCUACAAUUAACUCUCGGAGACAGAGCACAAGAAAUCGACCACUGACCACUAAGGUACUGGAAGCUUUUGCUUGUGGAUUUUUAGACACAAAGCAGAAGCGGAAGAGUACCGAUGCAUUUCCUGGGGACAGCUCCAAGCCAUCUCGUCGUGCUCGUACUAGGAAGAGGGUUCCUGACAGUUUUGAUGCUAGUCUCGCAGAUUUCAAUAUGCAGGAAACCACAGCCGCUAUCCAUAAUAGUACUGCAGAUGGGUUCAGCAAGGUUGACGUGGUUUCAUAAGUUGCUGAAAAUCCAACUUACAAGUUGAGCAUGGAGCUUCUGGAUACAACAGAGACUGCUGGUUUUGGCUGCUAUCAUAACCGUUAUGAUAUAUAGCAAAGCUAACAAUCGCUUCUUCCUCCUGCACUGUAUAUGGUGUUACAUACAAAUUUCACAUAGGGGAGUCGGAUUAGUAGUGUCUUUGCAAGAGACAUUACAUCAGAAAAAGCAGCACCAAGAAUCGGAAAGCCAAGAUGAGAGUUAAAAGUUACCUUCCCCUCAACUCUUAGUUCAACAGCAUUUGAUAAAUCAUUACUGUAUCUCAUGUACAAUUUGCUUUAAAGUGGUUGUCUUCUUUUUUUUUUUUUUGGUUGCAAUACCAACCCAUAAUGUCAACGAAAGUCAGGUGACUGCUGCAUUGCUUGCAUUCUGAUCAAA
Prunus avium (sweet cherry) is the source of this 3221-nucleotide messenger RNA. RefSeq lists its product as uncharacterized. Gene Ontology annotation, cellular component: nucleus. Lineage: Eukaryota; Viridiplantae; Streptophyta; Magnoliopsida; Rosales; Rosaceae. The record is from RefSeq and is a predicted model, not a curated record. Gene Ontology annotation, molecular function: transcription corepressor activity.